AUGGGGACGAAGGCUACUAAUGGAGGGCUGUAUUUAAAAAUCGGACAAGCAAUUGCUAUGCAAAGUGCUGUAUUACCUCCUGAAUUUCAGAAAAUGUUCGCAAGAAUGUUCGAUGAUGCUCCCCAGAAUUCGUGGCAGGAUGUAGAAAGGGUUAUCCGCGAAGACUUCGCAGGCAAAAGCCCCGAAGAAGUGUUCGGUGUUAGUUUUACAAACAAACCCGGGUCUGGAGUUAUUGAGACCAAAGCUAGAGCUUCAGCGUCUGUUGCACAAGUACAUUGGGCGAGGUUGGCUGAUGGAAGGGAAGUGGCAGUCAAAGUGCAGAAACGAGAGAUUGCUAGCCAAGUAGGUUGGGAUUUAUGGGCUUUCAAUGAUGAAAGUAUACACAUAUUGGUUCGACCUUCCUUUAUACAGUCUGGUGCCCUACAUUACAGAACGCUUAAUGUUAGAAACGGACUUUUAGCGGGUGAGCCACGGUUGAACGGUCGUGUUUAUAUCCCCAAGGUAUACCGUGAUCUUUCCUCAAAACGAGUUAUGACGACGGAAUGGAUCGAAGGCGUACGUCUUUGGGAUAAAGAAGCUUUGACAGCCCCUUGCGGGGAAUGGAGAGGUCGUCAUGGCAAAGGUGGUCUAGGACUUAGUCUCAAACAAGUCAUGACAACCAUGGUUGAUCUCUUUUCCGCACAAAUGUUCCUCUGGGGGGUUGUACAUUGUGAUCCUCAUCCAGGAAACAUUUUUAUCCGAAGACAGCCUAAUGGUCAACCGGAACUUGUCUUAAUUGAUCAUGGUCUUUACGUUUAUAUGACUCCAGAAUUCCGUCACCAAUACUGUCAAUUUUGGAAAGCAAUCAUGACCUUUGAUAAUGCCUCUCUCAAUAAAAUUACUUCUGCCUGGGGCGUCAAAGCUCCAGAUCUUUUCGCGUUAUUGGGCAUCUCGCAGUUUGGUCGAUAG
Messenger RNA from Sclerotinia sclerotiorum 1980 UF-70, 948 nucleotides. RefSeq lists its product as hypothetical. The record is from RefSeq and is a predicted model, not a curated record. Gene Ontology annotation, molecular function: ATP binding; protein kinase activity. Bases 1 to 948 code for a protein of 315 amino acids. Gene Ontology annotation, biological process: protein phosphorylation. Lineage: Eukaryota; Fungi; Ascomycota; Leotiomycetes; Helotiales; Sclerotiniaceae. The transcript is spliced from 6 exons.